Messenger RNA from Cynoglossus semilaevis (tongue sole), 1663 nucleotides. Its product is annotated as ATP synthase subunit beta, mitochondrial-like. The record is from RefSeq and is a predicted model, not a curated record. Gene Ontology annotation, molecular function: proton-transporting ATP synthase activity, rotational mechanism; ATP hydrolysis activity; ATP binding. The transcript has 10 exons. Bases 1 to 1557 code for a protein of 518 amino acids. Gene Ontology annotation, cellular component: proton-transporting ATP synthase complex. Gene Ontology annotation, biological process: proton motive force-driven mitochondrial ATP synthesis; proton transmembrane transport. Lineage: Eukaryota; Metazoa; Chordata; Actinopteri; Pleuronectiformes; Cynoglossidae.
AUGUUGGGCGCAGUGGGACGGUGCUGCAGCGGUUCCCUGCAGGCUUUCAAGCCUGGAUUUAACGCUUUAAAAAACAUCACUGCUAAACACGCAGCCCUAAAUGCCAGCAGGGCUUAUGCAGCCCCAGCGGCUAAGGCUGCACUGGCCAAUGGCCAGAUUGUGGCAGUGAUCGGUGCCGUGGUGGAUGUAAGGUUCGAUGAGGAUCUUCCUCCCAUUCUCAAUGCCCUGGAAGUACUUGGUCGUGACAGCCGGCUGGUGCUGGAGGUCGCACAGCAUCUCGGUGAAAGCACAGUCCGAACAAUUGCCAUGGAUGGCACAGAAGGCCUGGUUCGUGGCCAGAAGGUUAUGGACACUGGAGCCCCCAUCAGGAUCCCUGUGGGCCCCGAGACCUUGGGCCGGAUCAUGAACGUCAUUGGAGAACCCAUUGAUGAGAGGGGUCCAAUUAGCACCAAGCAGACAGCUCCUAUUCAUGCUGAAGCCCCUGAGUUCACUGACAUGAGUGUGGAACAGGAGAUCCUGGUUACUGGUAUCAAGGUGGUGGAUCUGCUGGCUCCUUAUGCCAAGGGAGGAAAAAUUGGUCUCUUUGGUGGUGCAGGUGUGGGAAAGACUGUGUUAAUUAUGGAGCUGAUCAACAACGUAGCCAAAGCUCAUGGUGGAUACUCUGUGUUUGCUGGAGUGGGAGAGCGCACACGUGAAGGAAAUGACUUGUACCAUGAAAUGAUUGAGUCUGGUGUCAUUAACCUGAAAGACACAACAUCCAAGGUAGCUCUGGUGUACGGUCAGAUGAACGAGCCUCCUGGUGCCCGUGCCAGGGUUGCUCUAACCGGUCUGACUGUUGCCGAGUACUUCCGUGAUCAGGAGGGACAGGACGUGCUGCUCUUUAUUGACAAUAUCUUCAGGUUUACUCAGGCUGGAUCAGAGGUGUCUGCCUUACUGGGUCGCAUCCCGUCUGCUGUGGGUUACCAGCCAACUUUGGCCACUGAUAUGGGUACAAUGCAAGAGCGAAUCACCACCACUAAGAAAGGCUCCAUCACCUCAGUACAGGCCAUUUAUGUACCUGCUGAUGACUUGACUGAUCCUGCUCCUGCCACAACCUUUGCUCACUUGGAUGCUACCACUGUGUUGUCCCGUGCCAUCGCUGAGCUUGGCAUCUACCCUGCUGUGGACCCUCUGGAUUCCACCUCCCGUAUCAUGGACCCCAACAUUGUCGGAGCCGAGCACUAUGAUGUUGCUCGUGGUGUACAGAAAAUUCUUCAGGAUUACAAAUCACUGCAAGACAUCAUUGCCAUCCUGGGUAUGGAUGAAUUGUCCGAGGAGGACAAGCUGACUGUUGCACGUGCUCGCAAGAUCCAGCGAUUCUUGUCGCAGCCCUUCCAGGUUGCCGAGGUCUUCACUGGCCAUAUGGGAAAGUUGGUGCCACUUAAGGAAACAAUCAAAGGCUUUAAAAGUAUUCUAGGAGGUGAAUACGAUGCCCUGCCAGAGCAGGCAUUCUACAUGGUGGGUCCCAUUGAGGAGGUGGUGCAGAAGGCUGAAAAGCUGGCAGAGGAGCAUUCCUAAGUGAUUCAUGUAAAAGUUUUGUACAGAAUAAUUACCUAUUAAAACAACACCAUUGUUGUUCAGUGCCCCUGUAAAUGAAAUAAAUAAAUUACAUUGUGAUAUUAUA